CGCUCUUUGAUCCUCCGUCUUUCACUUGACAAAAUCCUAGUUUUAUAGCCCCUCUGUUUUUCCCCUUUUCGUUGUGCCGCCACCGUUCUAUGCGCCUCCAUCAUCAUCACCAUUCUCCUCCUCCUGCCUAUACUCGCCAAGAGCUUGGGUUUCCAGGGGUUUCUAUCACCUUCCGAGCUGGAUUCUCUCUCCUUUAUCUGGCGAAUCUCUAUGCGCCGCUGGUUCAGCGGUUUUGUUGAUUAGGCUUUGGUGUAUCGAGCCUCUUUCUUCCCCACAUACCAUCUAUUUUCUCUCGAUCCCUAAACACAUCACUCAUCAUUUCCAAACCUAGGGUUUAAUGGUCCAUUUCAUUUGGCAUGCUUUCUCAAUUAGGGCAACGUUGAUUGGUUGCUUGCUUGCUUGCUUUGGUUUGAUUGCCUUGUAUAUUAUUUAGUUUUUACAUUUUUGAGGGUUUUGGGAAUUUGGAUGGCAUUGGGGGAUUUGAUGGCGUCUCGGUUUUCGCAAACUUCGGUACCUUUGGUGACCAAUCACUGUGAUGACUAUGCUUCCAGUCGUGGCGAGGACGCUGGAGAUUUGGCCUCGCAGAGGAGAGAUUUGGAGACUGCUAGCAGUAGUUAUGGCAAUGCUGCCGUCGCCACGACAAGUAUGGCCUAUUUGCCCCAGACUAUUGUGCUCUGUGAGCUUCGUCAUGACGCAUUUGAAGCUCCCGUGCCCACUGGUCCAUCUGACAAUGGCCUUGUAUCCAAAUGGCGUCCCAAGGACAGAAUGAAGACGGGAUAUGUAGCUCUAGUUUUAUGUUUAAACAUUAGCGUUGAUCCACCUGAUGUCAUAAAGAUAUCACCUUGUGCCAGAAUGGAGUGCUGGAUAGAUCCAUUUUCAAUGGCACCUCAAAAAGCUCUUGAAACAAUUGGGAAAACCUUAAGUGUGCAGUAUGAAAGGUGGCAACCUAAGGCUCGUUAUAAAGUUCAACUUGAUCCUACAGUGGAUGAAGUUAAGAAACUUUGUAAUACAUGUCGAAGAUAUGCCAAGUCUGAGAGAGUUCUGUUUCACUAUAAUGGACAUGGUGUUCCAAAGCCAACUGCUAAUGGUGAAAUUUGGCUGUUUAAUAAGAGCUAUACACAGUAUAUCCCUUUGCCAAUCAGUGAUCUUGAUUCCUGGUUGAAGACACCAUCUAUCUAUGUUUUUGACUGCUCUGCUUCUGGGAUGAUUGUCAAUGCCUUUUUAGAGCUUCAUGACUGGAAUUCUUCUAGCUCUACUGGAUCUGUAAAGGACUGUAUUUUGCUUGCAGCCUGUGAAGCACAUGAGACUCUUCCUCAGAGUGCAGAAUUUCCUGCUGAUGUGUUUACUUCUUGCCUCACUACACCUAUCAAGAUGGCAUUGAGAUGGUUCUGUAAACGCUCAUUAUUACACGAGUCUCUUGACUAUUCAUUAAUAGAUAAAAUUCCUGGUCGGCAAAAUGAUCGUAAAACUCUGCUGGGAGAACUGAAUUGGAUCUUUACUGCAGUGACAGACACAAUUGCCUGGAAUGUUCUCCCCCAUGAUCUUUUCCAGAGACUGUUCAGACAAGAUUUGUUAGUUGCCAGUUUGUUCAGAAAUUUUUUACUGGCUGAGAGGAUUAUGCGUUCUGCAAAUUGUUCACCAAUUUCUCACCCAAUGUUGCCGCCAACUCAUCAGCAUCAUAUGUGGGAUGCAUGGGACAUGGCUGCUGAAAUUUGCCUCUCUCAGCUUCCAUCUUUGGUUGAGAAUCCUAAUGCAGAGUUCCAGCCAAGUCCUUUUUUCACAGAACAGCUAAUGGCUUUUGAGAUUUGGUUGGAUCAUGGGUCUGAAGAAAAGAAGCCGCCAGAGCAGUUGCCUAUUGUUCUUCAGGUUCUACUUAGUCAAUGCCAUCGGUUUAAAGCAUUGGUGCUUCUUGGGAGAUUCCUUGAUAUGGGAUCCUGGGCUGUAGACCUGGCCUUGUCUGUUGGAAUAUUUCCAUACGUUUUGAAGCUGUUGCAAACAACGACGCCAGAACUAAGGCAAAUUCUUGUCUUCAUAUGGACAAAAAUUUUGGCACUUGAUAAGUCGUGCCAGGUUGAUCUUGUUAAGGAUGGUGGACAUGCAUAUUUUAUCAGGUUUCUUGAUAGCAUGGAAGCAUAUCCAGAACAGCGAGCAAUGGCUGCAUUUGUUUUGGCUGUUAUUGUUGAUGGGCACAGAAGGGGUCAAGAAGCUUGUAUUGAAGCUGGUGUAGUCCAAGUGUGCUUGAAACACCUUCAGUGUUCAAUGCCAAAUGAUGGUCAAAAUGAGCCUUUAUUUCUUCAAUGGCUUUGCCUUUGUCUGGGAAAGUUGUGGGAGGAUUUCACAGAGGCUCAAAUUAUAGGCUUGCAGGCAGAUGCGCCAGCUAUAUAUGUUCCUUUACUCUCUGAGCCCCAGCCUGAGGUUAGGGCUUCUGCUGUCUUCGCAUUAGGUACUUUGCUUGAUGUUGGAGGUGAUGCAUGCAGAGAUGGUGUUGGAGGUGAUGCAUGCAGAGAUGGUGUUGCAGGUGAUGAUGAAUGCGAUGAUGACGAUAAAUUUAGAGCUGAAAUCAGUAUUGUUAGAAGCCUACUAAGUGUUGUUUCAGAUGGAAGCCCACUUGUUAGGGCAGAGGUUGCUGUAGCUCUAGCACGGUUUGCAUUUGGCCACAAGCAGCACCUCAAGUCAAUUGCUGCUGCAUAUUGGAAACCCCAGUCAAAUUCUCUGCUAAAUUCCUUACCUUCUUUGGCCCAUGUAAAAGGUACCAUAAACCAGUAUAUGCCACAUACAAGUAUUCUUUCAUCUCAAAUUGGUCCUUUGACGAGAGUUGGAAAUGACAACCAAUCGGUGGUUCGAGAUGGAAGGGUCUCCACUAGUAGUCCUCUCACAUCGUCUGGAAUUAUGCAUGGAUCGCCUUUAUCUGAUGAUUCAUCACAACAUUCUGAUUCUGGAAUGUUGAAUGAUGUUGUCAGCAAUGGGGUCGUCCACCAUUCAAGACCCAAACCAUUGGAUAAUGCAAUGUAUUCACAAUGUGUACUGGCUAUGUGUACACUGGCUAAGGAUCCAUCUCCAUGCAUUGCAAGCCUUGGUCGGAGGGUACUGUCAAUUAUUGGGAUUGAACAAGUGGUGACAAAACCUGUUAACCCUAGUAGUGGUAGUCGUCGGCCUGCUGAACCUACAUCAUCUCCAACUCCAAGUCUUGCAGGAUUGGCUCGUUCAUCAUCAUGGUUUGACAUGAAUGCAGGCCAUUUGCCUUUAACAUUCAGAACUCCUCCUGUCAGUCCUCCUCGACCAAGUUACUUAACAGGAAUGCGUAGAGUCUAUUCUUUAGAAUUCAGGCCUCAUUUGAUGAAUUCACCAGAUUCAGGAUUAGCUGAUCCUCUUUUAGGUUCCGCUGGAUCUUCUGGGGUUGCAGAGCGCAGUUUACUUCCGCAGUCUACUAUUUAUAAUUGGAGCUGUGGUCACUUCUCAAAGCCACUUCUUACUACAGCAGAUGAUGCUGAAGAAAUGUUGUUUAAAAGAGAAGGGAGGGAAAAAUUUGCAGUGGAACACAUUGCCAAGUGUCAACACUCAUCUAUUAGCAGGUUAAAUAAUCAAAUUGCUGGUUGGGACACAAAGUUUGAAACAGGAACAAAGGCAGCGUUGUUGCAGCCUUUCUCUCCUAUUGUCAUUGCUGCUGAUGAAAAUGAGCGGAUAAAGAUAUGGAAUUAUGAGGAUGCAGUCCUUCUCAACGGAUUUGAUAAUCAUAAUUUUCCUGACAAAGGAAUUUCUAAACUCUGCCUUGUAAAUGAACUUGAUGACAGUUUGCUUCUUGUUGCUUCAUGUGAUGGAAGUAUUCGGAUUUGGAAAGAUUAUGCACUCAACGGUAAACAAAAACUUGUUACUGCAUUUUCUUCAAUCCAGGGUCAUAAACCUGGUGUGCGGAGUUUGAGUGCUGUUGUAGAUUGGCAACAGCAAUCUGGAUAUCUGUAUGCUUCUGGUGAGAUAUCUUCCAUCAUGCUUUGGGACCUUGAUAAAGAGCAACUGCUUAAUUCUAUUCCAUCAUCACCGGAUUGCAGCAUCUCAGCAUUGUCUGCUUCUCAAGUUCAUGGGGGUCAAUUUGCAGCAGGUUUUGUGGAUGGUUCUGUCAGACUCUAUGAUAUCCGGACACCUGAAAUGCUUGUGUGUGCUAAACGACCCCAUACAAGAGUAGAAAGAGUAGUUGGUAUUGGCUUUCAACCUGGUCUUGAUUCUGGGAAGUUUGUCAGUGCAUCUCAGGCUGGUGAUAUUGAGUUCCUGGAUAUCAGAAAUCCCAGGGAUACAUACCUCACAAUUAAUGCUCACAGGGGCUCACUUACAGCUUUAGCUGUUCAUAGGCAUGCCCCUAUCAUUGCCAGUGGCUCAGCAAAACAAAUUAUUAAAGUAUUCAGCCUGGAGGGUGAAGUACUGGGCACCAUUCGGUAUUACUCAACUUUUAUGGCCCAGACGAUUGGUCCUGUUAGCUGUCUCACCUUCCAUCCAUACCAAGUGCUGCUUGCUGCUGGGGCUGCAGAUGCUUGUGUUUCCAUAUAUACUGAUGACAAUGCUCAAGCAAGAUGAGUGACAUUCUUUACUGGUGUGUUUGGAGUCGUCUUGAUGAGCAGCACAAGGGAAUGGGCUUACUAUGAUCGCCAAUGCUGUUUUCUGAGUGCAAUUUACUCAUCAGAUGUGACACUCCAUUGAGCCAAUCAUGCUUGGCUGGAACCUGGGUUUGGCUCGGACUUCUGAAAUUGUAUGAUACAUAUUCAUUAGCCUCCAGUGUAGGGUCAAUUCAAUCAAGAUGAGAAGAAAUCCUGCAUACUCAUCAGUGGGGGCUUUGGCAAAUAAUUGUUAUAUUGGUAAAUUUGUGUAAAUAGCUUCAUUUCCCUUUGCAUCUUUCCUUUCUUCGUGUGUUUAUUGAUCUAUCCAUUCCCUUGUUCGUUGUAAAAUCAUAAUUUAAGCGUUGCAGAAUGCAGACAGAUGUUGAUAUGGAUGCCAUCCCCCUGAAUUGCGGGGAAUUCAACC
Messenger RNA from Hevea brasiliensis (rubber tree), 5010 nucleotides. Its product is annotated as regulatory-associated protein of TOR 1. The coding region runs from base 466 to 4566 and encodes 1366 amino acids. NCBI's taxonomy places the organism in Eukaryota, Viridiplantae, Streptophyta, Magnoliopsida, Malpighiales, Euphorbiaceae. The transcript is spliced from 23 exons. Gene Ontology annotation, cellular component: cytoplasm; TORC1 complex. The record is from RefSeq and is a predicted model, not a curated record. Gene Ontology annotation, biological process: TOR signaling; positive regulation of cell growth; regulation of autophagy. Gene Ontology annotation, molecular function: protein-macromolecule adaptor activity; protein binding.